Pseudocercospora fijiensis CIRAD86 is the source of this 813-nucleotide messenger RNA. RefSeq lists its product as uncharacterized. Lineage: Eukaryota; Fungi; Ascomycota; Dothideomycetes; Mycosphaerellales; Mycosphaerellaceae. The coding region runs from base 1 to 813 and encodes 270 amino acids. The record is from RefSeq and is a predicted model, not a curated record. The transcript is spliced from 2 exons.
AUGCCGUACGCUCUGGUAGGAAGGAAUGUCCUGAUUACGGGCGGCUCAAGAGGCCUGGGCGCCGAAGUUGCUCGAAAAUUCGCAGCAGAAGGCUGCAACAUCGCGAUCAACUAUGCCAACAACGAGGGACCCGCACGUGACCUCUCAAAAGAGCUCGAAUCAAAUCACGGCAUCAAAACCACCGUAAUCAAAGGCGACGGCGGCGUAGUGUCCGACGUCCAAAAUUGUGUCCGAGAGACGAUCAAAGCAUUCGGAGGCCUGGACAUUAUCGUUGGAAACGCGGGCUUCACUAAAUUCUCGGAUUUCAAGGACCUCGAUGCCAUGACUUACGAAGAGUGGGAUAAAUGCUGGCAUACCAAUGUCACGGCAAACCAUGCCCUACUGAAGGAAGCACUUCCAACUUUCAAUUCGAAUCCGGAUGGUGGAAUACUGAUCAUGACCGGCUCUGUGGCGGGCAAGUCUCUGAGUGGGAGCAGUAUGGCGUACAGUGUCACGAAAGCUGCGCAGGUACACUUGAUGAAGUGCCUUGCGAACACGCAGGGGCCGAAAAUUAGGGUCAAUGCUGUUCUGCCUGGUCUUUUGCUCACGGACUGGGGCAAUCUCUAUGGUGAUGAGAGGAUUAAUGGGUUGAAAAAUGCUGCUGCGCUUAAGCAGGAGACCAAGCUGGACGACUGUGCGCAGGCCUUUGUGGAUUUGGCCAAGAAUACGAGUGUCACUGGCCAAGCGGUCCAUGUCGGUAAGUUGAGUCGGGUCAACAAAAUGUGUGAUGUGCAACUCUUGCUGACUUUGGUUUGGACACAGAUUCGGGGUUAG